AUGGCCUCCCAGCACGCGAGCGUAAUGCCAGCGUUGGAUCGGCUGGUGGCGGAGAGAGCCGAGAGCGAAGACAACGGACCGGCCCUGCUCAACGUUCUACAUCGAGCCAGCUUCUGUGGUGACGACGACAUUCAGCGCGCCAUCACCAGGCACGCCCUUCUCAUCAUCAUCAUCAGCAUCAACACACACACGCGACUCAACGCUUCUGCUCGCAGACUGCAGAAGGCGUGUCACGGCGUGCUCUUCCACUACAUCGCGGCAUGGACGGUAUAUGGACGCCUGGUGGAUAACGGCAACGAGUUCUUCAUCCGCCCGGCCUACUCCACCACCGGCCAGCAGGAGGACGUGUCGCUGGAAGAGGCCCUGAUUCCCGACUACCUGGGCCUUCCAGUGUGCCGACAGAUUCUCUUCAUCGGCAAGUCAGGCGGAGACCAGAGGUGGCGGGACGACACGCGGUUGCUCUCCGCGCGCCUGGUGGCCCUCGCGCGGGUCGAUCGCUUCGACCUGCGCGCCGUGGAGGAGACCAUCCACGCCACUCAUCGCAGCCUCACCUCCCACUUCUCCCGCUGGCUGCUCCACCACGCCGAUCUGCCCGCCCACCUGACCGUGUUGCGGGACUUUUAUCUGUUUGGCCACGGGGAGCUCUACAACCGAUUCCUCGAGCAGGCCCGGCCUCUUCUCUGCAAACCCCCGACCGACGAUUCCGAACGAGAGGUGGGAAGGUUGUGGCGCGAGGCACUACUGGUGGUCACGGGCGCGGGCGCAGAGGAGCCGCGACACGCCGGCAAGAAGGCGAGUCCACUCGUCGACGUCCGCCUCAUCCUUCCGCGAUCCAAGAGCAACCCGUCGGCCCUUCUCGGCUGGGACGAGCUGAAGUUGAGCUGCGAGUUCAAGUCAAACGUGGGCUUGUCGAUUCUCUUCAACGACGACAUCACCGAGAGAUACAACGAGUUGUUCCGAUUUCUGCUGCGACUGCGCCGCGUACAGAUGGACCUCGAGCGUGUGUGGGUCGCGCAGAAGCAGUGGUCGCGCCACCCUUCGGCGGCAGCGGCUGCCAAGGCGAAGGCUUCGAGUCUUCCGGCGGAGGACAAGACCGCCGUGCGGCUCGCCUGCCUGCUGCGGCUCGAGAUGUCUCUCUUCGCCGACGGCCUCCUGCACUACAUCCAGGACGUGAUCGAGGUGGAGUUUGGGGAGAUGUGCGACAAGCUGGGCGGCGGGGAGGCCAGGGGCGGGACAGACGUGGAGGAGGUGGUGGGCCUGCAUGAGGCCUUCCUCCGCAAGCUCGCCGUCUACUGCGCCUUCUCCAACAUUCCCUCCAUCCACGCCUCCCUCACCCAAAUCUUUGCUCUCUCCCAAGCGUUUGCAGACUACGCGACGUCGGGCGGACAGCCAUCCGGCGCGCAUGUGUCGACGCUGGGCGCGUUCCUGCAGGGGUUCCGCAAGCACCGCACGUUCGUGGUGGGCGUGCUCACGGGCCUCCUGGGCCAGAAGGGCCGGUCCGCCUCCGGCCUCCACUUCUCCGGCCUCCUCCUCCGCUUCCAAAGCUCUUCCGCCGCCUCCUCUUCAUCUUCCCUUUUCCUCUCCUGA
This is a messenger RNA of Acanthamoeba castellanii str. Neff, 1587 nucleotides long. RefSeq names its product Spc97 / Spc98 family protein. The record is from RefSeq and is a predicted model, not a curated record. The coding region runs from base 1 to 1587 and encodes 528 amino acids. Gene Ontology annotation, cellular component: centrosome; gamma-tubulin complex; spindle pole. Gene Ontology annotation, molecular function: gamma-tubulin binding; microtubule minus-end binding. The transcript has 9 exons. NCBI's taxonomy places the organism in Eukaryota, Discosea, Longamoebia, Acanthamoebidae. Gene Ontology annotation, biological process: microtubule nucleation; cytoplasmic microtubule organization; mitotic cell cycle.